Molecule: messenger RNA, 3844 nt
Organism: Canis lupus familiaris (dog)
Lineage: Eukaryota; Metazoa; Chordata; Mammalia; Carnivora; Canidae
Gene: ZNF583
Product: zinc finger protein 583
Exons: 5
Coding region: 620-2329 (569 amino acids)
Biological process (GO): regulation of transcription by RNA polymerase II
Cellular component (GO): nucleus
Molecular function (GO): RNA polymerase II cis-regulatory region sequence-specific DNA binding; DNA-binding transcription activator activity, RNA polymerase II-specific
Source: RefSeq, a predicted model, not a curated record
CGCCCCGCUCUGCACGCGUGUCCGGCGCGUACCCAGGCUUGAGCGCCUACUGGGACCGGCCCGCUGCGCCCGCGUACUCCGAGCCGUCCCGUCCAAGCCUGGGCGGGACUCGGUCGGCUGGACGGGGUUGACGCGGCCCUGGUUCUGAAGUGGGAGCUCCCAGGCUGGGGGAACGCGUCACACGACUGCGGGCGGAAGCAGGAACCACCGGCCGGGUCCGCGCCUCCGAAGGGCCGCCCCAGGAUGCCCCGCGCCGCGCCCGGCCUGGACUCCAUUUCCCAGCGGCCCCUGCGGCCGGCCCCGCUGCCCGCCCGAGCGUCGCGGCGCCUUUGUGAGCCCGCCGGUGAGGCCGAGAGCGAGGCCCCGCCCCGGCCCUCGGGGCGUUGGGCUCCAGGAGGCAACGGCGCGGCGGGAGUUGCCAACCCGCAGGGAGGAGGCGGUGAGCACGCCGCGGGCGGGCGUGAGCCCUGGCGGGCCUGCGGGAAAAGAGCGGAUAUGCGAAGGGGCCUAUGACCGUGGGAGAGGGUGUCACUGUCUAUUUUUCCAGACACUGCCUUUCCAGUGAGGAGCCUGAAGUAGGAGGACAGAGGAAGUCAUAAAUUCUUAAAUUCUUAAAGCCAUGUCCAAGGAUUUGGUGACAUUUGGGGAUGUGGCUGUAGAUUUCUCUCAAGAGGAGUGGGAAUGGCUGAACCCUGGUCAGAGGAAUUUGUACAGAAAGGUGAUGUUGGAGAACUAUAGGAGCCUGGUAUCACUGGCAGGAGUUUCAGUUUCUAAGCCAGAUGUGAUCUCAUUAUUGGAACAAGGAAAAGAACCCUGGAUGGUGAAGAAGGAAGGGACAAGAGGCCCAUGCCCUGAUUGGGAGUAUAUAUUGAAAAGCAAUGAAUUUUCAUCAAAGCAAGUUAUUUAUGAAGAAACAUCCAAAGUAGUAAAAAUGGGAAGAAGCCAUCUUACUUAUAGCCUUGACUGCCCCAGUUUGAGAGAAGACUGUAAAAGUGAGGACUGGCUUAAGAACCAGUUAGGAAGUCAGAAGGUACAUUCCAGACAACUGAUCAUCACUCAUAAAGAAAUCCUCACUGAAGAUCAAAGUAAUGAAUAUACUAAAUCUUGGCAAACUUUCCAUCAGGAUGCACUAUUUGAUAUAAAAAAGACCUGUCCCACCAAAGAAAGAGUACAUAAGCAUGAACCACAAAAGAGAAGUUACCAGAAAAAAUCAGUUGAAAUGAAACAUAACGUUUAUAUACAAAAGAAACUUUUGAAAUGUAAUGAAUGUGAGAAAGUUUUCAACCAGAGCUCAUCCCUUACUCUUCAUCAGAGAAUUCAUACUGGAGAGAAACCCUAUGCAUGUGUUGAAUGUGGGAAAACAUUCAGCCAGAGUGCAAACCUAGCUCAACAUAAGAGAAUACAUACUGGGGAGAAACCUUAUGAAUGUAAAGAAUGUAGGAAAGCCUUCAGCCAGAAUGCACACCUUGCUCAACACCAGAGAGUUCAUACUGGAGAGAGACCUUAUCAGUGUAAAGAAUGUAAAAAAGCCUUUAGCCAGAUUGCACACCUGGCUCAACAUCAGAGAGUUCAUACUGGAGAGAGACCUUUUGAAUGUAUUGAAUGUGGAAAAGCCUUCAGUAAUGGUUCAUUUCUUGCUCAGCAUCAGAGAAUUCAUACAGGAGAGAAACCUUAUGUGUGUAAUGUAUGUGGGAAAGCCUUUAGCCAUCGUGGAUACCUAAUUGUACAUCAAAGAAUUCAUACUGGAGAGAGGCCAUAUGAAUGUAAGGAAUGUAGAAAAGCUUUCAGCCAAUAUGCACACCUAGCUCAACAUCAAAGAGUUCAUACUGGAGAAAAACCUUAUGAAUGUAAAGUAUGCAGGAAAGCCUUCAGCCAGAUUGCAUAUCUUGAUCAACAUCAGAGGGUUCAUACUGGAGAGAAACCCUAUGAGUGUAUUGAAUGUGGGAAGGCCUUUAGCAAUAGUUCAUCACUUGCACAACAUCAGAGAAGUCAUACUGGAGAAAAACCUUAUAUGUGCAAGGAAUGUAGGAAAACAUUCAGCCAGAAUGCAGGCCUUGCUCAACAUAAGCGAAUUCAUACUGGAGAGAAACCUUAUGAAUGUAAUGUUUGUGGGAAAGCCUUUAGCUAUAGUGGAUCUCUUACUCUACAUCAAAGAAUUCAUACAGGAGAGAGACCCUAUGAAUGUAAGGAUUGCAGGAAAUCUUUCAGGCAGCGUGCCCAUCUUGCCCAACACGAGAGAAUUCAUACUAUGGAGUCAUUCUUGACUCCUUCCUGUCCUUUACCCUCCAUGUCCAGUCAGUUACCAAGACCUGUAGGUUUUAUCUCCUAAAUAUGCCUCAAAUCUGAUUCCUUUAAUCCGUUUCCAUCCCAUCCUCUUUAUCCAGUACACAGUAUUGGUAGUCCUAUUUCAGUAUGGACUAUGGAAAUACCUUUCUGAUUGGUCUCCCUGUAUUCACCAUUUCCUUUGUCAGUUGCCUAUGAAGCAGUCAAACUUGUAUUUUAAAAGUUUGAUAAUAUCACUUCCUCAUUGAUACCCUUCAUUGGUUCCCCCAUAGUUCUUGGGUUGAAGAAUAUAUUUCUCAAAAUAGCCUAAAAGACUGCUCUGCCCCAAAUUCUUUGGAUACGUAUCCAGAAUUAACUCAUAUUCCAGCAUCAAAUAGAUCUGGCUUUUAAUCCUUGCUCUUUCCAUUUUCUAGCCCUCUAGUUUCAGGGAAACAUUUUGUUAUUUUUAAGGUUCAGUCUUCUUAUUUAUAUUAUGGGAAUAAUAAUGGUACUACCUCAAAAGUUGAUGGGAGAAUUAAGUGAAAGAAUGCAUGUAAAUUGCUCACAGUGCCUAGCAUAAAGUUAAUAAAUGUUACCAUAAAAUGAAAAGAUACUGUGGUAUACAAACAAGACUUGAUCAUCUCAGCAAGAUUCAUCUGAGAAACAAGCAGCAGUUCAACACUUAAGAGAUUAUAAAGAUUUUUGAUUAGGAACAGUAGUUAUUGUUCUAAAGGUGGGUAAUAAGUGUAUCUAAUACAGUAGCAUUGAUGUUAAAGUCCAUAAUGAUAUAGAGUAAGAUUAUCUUUGUUCGUAAGAAAAACCAACUUCAUUAGAUACUCAGUAGUUCUAAGCCAGAUUUUAAAAAUUACUAGUGAGAAGUUGAACUUACUGAGAUGUAUUCAUUUACAUUUACACAAAGGCAAAAUAGGUAUUUUUAAAAAGAAAAAGAUCAACCACCAAAGAAUAGAAAAUAUAAGUUUGAUGCCCUCUCUUUCAGGUGGUUGAACUGUAUGAAAUCUAUGUCGUUUAAAACUGAAAAAGGUGUUAAGCUAGUCCUAAUCUGUAAUUCCAAAACUACAGGGGAAAAGAAAACUAUAGAUCAAAACUAAAGAAAACUAUUCAUAAACUGGAGCCCCACAAACAUGUCUUAUUUGGUACUCAUCAGGUUUAAAAUGAAUACAAAAAAUAUAUAUAUCUUUAUGUGGGUAUGUGUUUUCCAGUUAUCCAGUUAAAACCACUCCUUCCCUUACAUCUGACUUAUUUUAUGCUUUAUGUUACUGCCUGAGUCCUGGAGGCUUUGAAUACACAAUCAAUUCAGUAACCAAUUCACAUAUAAAUAUAGGUACAAAUAAAAUAAUGAAAUGGAGGAUAAAAAGGAAGACUUGAAUAGACAGUUUAUCCUUCUGCAGGGGAAGACUAUUCUCAAGAUGUUGGAGGCCCAAAAUUAAUCUGCAGAUUUUCUGUACUUAACAAAAUCCUAAGAAUAUUUUUUUUAAGGUUUGAAACAUUGUGUGCAUGUGAAUAUACACACACAUACAUUCAUACAAACACAUAAAAUACAUAAAGGUAAUUUGUCACUGGC